This is a messenger RNA of Clupea harengus (Atlantic herring), 1892 nucleotides long. RefSeq names its product transmembrane protein 182a (gene tmem182a). Gene Ontology annotation, cellular component: membrane. NCBI's taxonomy places the organism in Eukaryota, Metazoa, Chordata, Actinopteri, Clupeiformes, Clupeidae. The record is from RefSeq and is a predicted model, not a curated record.
CCAUGAACACUUGCAUGGUGGUGGUGGUGGUGGUGGUCGGGGGUCUCCAGUUGGUAGGGAGAUAUUUCGGUGCCGGCCCCCUCCUACAACCCCUCUGCCUUCCCUUCUUCCCAGUGGCCACACCUCUAGGCAGCAGCAGUCACCUUCAAUCACCAGUCCAAAAUAGCCAAGGGGGGCAGAACUAGUCACACUCCUCCGUGCUCGUCCACCGCACCCUCACCCUGUCACUGGACCCUCAGAUAGACAGCAGAGCUGAAGAGGAGCCACAAGAGCCAGAGGGAGGGAAGGGAAAUCAAAGGACAAACAACUAAGCUGAUACACGAGACACUUGGCCAAAAGUCGUGCAGAAGAGAGGCAAGAAAGUCACAAGGGGAGAGUUGAUGAGCAGAGGCGGGGGGGGGGCGGUUGAUGAUUGAAGUCAAUCAGUCUCUCGCACACAGCGACACACACACAGACCAAAGAGAAAAUAAGAGUGGGAUUCAAGACUCUUAGACAUGAAGUUGAGUGUGGCAUUGUUCUUCGCCGGCCUUUUCGGCGCUCUGGCCACUCUCGCCAUCUUGCUGUCUUUUGGCACAGAUUACUGGCUUGUAGCCUACGAGACGUGCCCGGAUCCGGAAAAUACGGGAACACCGGUGGAGCAGGGGGACAUGGUGGUGAACCAGGACGCUGCAGACCCCACAGUAUUUUACCACGAGGGCUUCUUCUGGCUCUGUUCUUUCACCGGAAGGCUAGAAGCUUCGGACGGAGAAAACCUACUGAAGUUCUGGUUCACCAAUCAGCCACACAGUAAAGAGUGCAAGCAUGCUUACCUGUUCCCCUACCCAGUCUCCGAGGCCUCACACAACGCCACCACCUACGACUCCGCCAUCAUCUACAGGGGCUUCUGGAGUGUCUUCAUGCUGGUGGGUGUGGCUGCGGCUGUGUUGGCUGGAUUCCUCCUCAUCUGUGCUGCCCCAUUCUCCAGUCACUGCCUUUACAAGGCAGGAGGUGGGCUCUAUCUGAUAUCAGCUCUAUUUCUGCUGGCUGUUACUAUCAUGUUUGUGAUUUGGAAAGAGGCCCUGGAUUUGGUGCCGAUGUACAAGGAGUACCAGAUAACCAAGUGUCCGCUCUUCGAGAUGUCCAUGGACUACGGCUUCUCCUUCAUGCUGGCCCCCGUGGGAGUGUUCUUCUGCCUGCUGGCCGGCCUGCUCUUCCUCCUCAUCGGACGCUCUGUGCAGAUGCAGUGCCGAUAAAUGCCUGCCUAGCCGUGGUAUGUGGAAAUGACACGACUGGUGCUUCACCGAUUCCUGCUUUGGUGGGUGGCCCUGCGAUUUACGACCUCAGACGACCCCAUUUGACCCCAGUGGUGCCGAUAUGCUUGCCAGAGCAUUUUCUUUACUCAUCAACAGUUUUAGCUGCCCUGCACCUUUGUGAAGGCCUAAUUCAAUAUCACUCCUGUACUUGAUCCACCCUUGCUGAGAAAACCUGAUAAGCUGGGGAUGUUUACUAGAUGAAUUCACAAGCACUGUUGUUACCACUGGGGAGGAUGAGCAUCAGUAUGAGUGUGAGGCUUGUGCCUAUUUUAAGUCUAUGGUUGGUUUGAAUGGGCUAGCAUGGUUUGGGAUCACAUGAUAUGUCUCUGGGCUGAAUGCAGAGAAGUCAGCCAAGCAACGUGUCUGUCACAACACAGUUGAUAGCUGACGGCAUUCUAUUUCCCACUAUCAGACCAUUUUAGAGCUUUGCCAUUGUUAUCACACUGUAUUAUUGCAUUUUGUGCAUAAAUUAAUAGAGCAUAUACGUCACUGUUAACAUUCAUUUUUUCCUCAAAGGCCUUUUCAGUACACAAAACAUUUUAUAUGUUUGUAUUUUAAGAUAUUUAUGACUUCUGGUGAUUAAAAUAUUACACACACAAA